UAUGGGUUAAACAAAACAUUACCUUCAAUUUGCCCCAAACCACAAUGCCUCCAUCUUUCUGCCUUCUCCUCCGGACCACCCAGCUCAGUGUCGUGCCAUCUCCGUUUCGUCGUCGUCCUCCGGCCAUCCAGUACAACAUCGCACAAUCUCAUCCAUCUGCGGACCAACCAGCACAGCUGCGCACAAUCGCUGCCAUCUGUGCCGCCUCCUCCUCUGGACCACCCAGAACAGCGUCACACCAUCUCGGCCUUCGCCCGAACCGAUUUUGUACAACGCUUGCGACUUCAGGCAGAUGGAUAAAUCUUGGAUUUCCAUUGAAGAUCGUGUGAAUGAUGAUGCAUUUAAGCGUGGUUUGGAACACUUCCUUGAUUUUGCAUACACGAACAAGUCAGAAGAGACUAAGAUAAAGUGUCUGUGCUCUAAAUGUAGAAAUUCUAGAUUACACUCGAGAGAGGAUGUGAAAUAUCACGUUUUAAGACAUGGUUUCCUUCAAGGUUACACCAAUUGGGUACAUCAAGGUGAACAACCUUACUACAUUAAUAAAUAUAGGCUUAAUGCAUCACAUGAAAGAAAUGAACAGAUUGUCAUGGAGGGAUUGAUACAUGAUACAUUGCUGGUAUCACAUCACCAUGGUCAAUUUCAUGAAAAUAGUGGUAGUUUUGGUACUAAUUCUGAUGAAAUUCCCAGAGAACAAACAGAACACCCUCAGGCUCAUUUUGAUGAAAACACUGAGAAGUUUUUUAACCUCUUAAAGCAUGCUGAGUGUGAGUUAUUUCCUGGAUGCAAAACUUUUACUACCUUAUCCUUUAUAGUACGACUGCUGCAUGUCAAGUCUCUUUGUCGGUGGAGUAACAAUUCCUUCACAAUGUUAAUGGAAGUCUGAAGGAGGCUUUUCAGCUCAAUGAUAUAUUCCCAAAAUCUUAUAGAGAAGCUUGGAACAUAAUCAGAGAGUUGGGACUUGAGUACAAAAAGAUUCAUGCAUGCCCUAACGAUUGCAUGUUGUUUUGGAAAGAUACAGAGAAGGACGAGGUUUGUAAACAUUGCCAGACUUCUAGGUACAAGCCAUUUGAGGUACAUGACGAGAGUUUAACUAAAAAGGAAAAUAGAAUUCCAGCAAAAAUUGUUCGGUAUUUUCCCUUAAAACCCCGGCUGCAGAGGCUGCUUAUGUCUUCAAAAACAUCUAAUUUAAUGAGAUGGCAUGCCGAAGAACGCAUUAGGGAUGGAAAACUUAGGCAUCCAGCAGACUCUCAAGUAUGGAAAUUAUUUGACGAAAAGUUUCUUGACUUCGCUACUGAUUGUCGUAAUGUUCGACUAUGACUAGCUGCUGAUGGAUUUAAUCCAUUCAAGUCAAUAAGUAUUGCUCAUAGUACUUGGCCUAUUAUUCCCAUACCUUACAAUUUACCCCCCGGUAGAUGUAUGAAACAAACAUCUAUAAUUUUAUCCACACUCAUCGAUGGUCCUAAAAGUCCAGGGAAUGAUAUUGAUGUUUAUUUGCAACCAUUGGUUGAUGAACUUCAAAGUUUAUGGAAUCCUGGGGUUUCUACUUAUGAUGCAACUGCAAAGAGUAUGUUCCAAUUACGUGCUGCAUUAUUAUGGACUAUAAAUGACUUUCCAGCCUAUGCCAUUAUUUCAGGUUGGAGUACAAAAGGUGCAUAUGCAUGCCCUUGUUGUAAUAAAAAUUGCCAAUCUCAAUGGCUAAAAACUGGAAAGAAGCAUUGUUACAUGGGGCAUCGUCGGUUUCUUCCAAGCGGACAUAAGCAUCGUACAGAUAGAUCCAUUUUGAUGGGACUAUUGAGAAAGCUCAUAAACCUAAACGAUUGUCUGGUCCUGAGAUAUUAGAGCAACUGAAUGGUAUGGUGAAUAUCUUUGGAAAACGUGAACCCAAAAGAAUAGGGGAAAAAGACGAAGGAAGGAAAAAUCUCCUGCCGAUUUCAUAUGUAGAUACAAUUGGAAAAAGUUGAGUAUAUUUUUCCAAUUGCCAUACUGGAAAGAAAAUCUUAUUCCACAUAAUCUAGACAUUAUGCAUAUAGAAAAAAAUGUUCUGGAAAAUAUCUUAUGGACUUUGCUUGGUGUUGCUGCUAAAACAAAAGACAAUGUUAAAUCUAGAUUGGAUCUUCAAAUUUUAGGCAUACGAAAGUCGCUACAUCCUCAAAGAAAAGGUGAUAAAUUUUGUCUUCAACCAGCUUGUUUCACGUUGGGUAAAAAGGAGAAGGAUUUAUUCUUACAAGUCUUAAAGAACGUAAAGGUUCCAGAUGGUUAUGCAUCAAACAUCUUGAAAUGUGUCAAUUUAGCUGAACGAAACAUAUUUGGUCUUAAAAGCCAUGAUUGUCAUAUUCUAAUGCAACAAUUGCUACCUGUUGCUUUAAGAAGAUGUGUUCCUAAGCAAGUCUGCAAAGCAAUUAUUGGCUUAUGUGAAGUUUUCAAGCAAUUAUAUUCAAAAGUGCACACAGUAGCUGAUUUUGAAGCUUUAGAGGAUCGAGUUGCCUUAGUGCUUUGCGAGUUGGAAAAUUUUCCCUCCUUCAUUUUUUGAUGUUAUGGAGCAUUUGCCUAUUCACUUGCCGGAAGAGGCUAAACUUGCUGGACCUGUUCAGUUUCGCUCUAUGUACCCCAUUGAGAGGUAUUUGUGCACAUUGAAAAACUAUGUCCGCACUCGAAGUCACCCUGAAGGAUCUAUAGCUGAGGGGUAUCUCGCUGAAGAAUGCAUGACAUUUUGUUCGAUGUAUUUAACUGAUGUCGAGUCAAAGUUGAAUAGACCAAAUAGAAACAAUGAAAAUGGUGGGAUUGGUCCAAUCCAAGAUGGUCGUCCAUUGGGGAAAGAAGAAAUAUUUAUGCUGGACGACAUCGAAUGGAUUCAAGCACAUAGAUGUGUGUUGAAUAGUCUAUCGAUUGUUGAUAAUUUUAAAAGGGAACAUUUGCGUGUGCUACAACGUAAUCGUAAAAAUGGGCGCAUGUCAAAUUAUGAUAGGCAAAAGCUUCAUACUGAAACCUUUCAUCAUUGGUUUAAAAGUCAAGUAAAUGAAAUGGCAAACACAAGUAGUGAAAGUCUACACCCGGAUAUUCCAUUUUUAGCUGUUGGACCAAGUAAAUGGGCUCGUCGCUACACUGGGUAUAUUGUAAAUGUACUACGUUUCCAUACUAAGAAACGAGAGAUGAGAAGAAAAACUCAAAAUAGUGGAGUGUUCUUGGCAGCUACUACCAAUAGUUUCUCGAGUAGUAAGGAUAAGAAUCCUAUAUCAGGAGACGUGUCAUUUUAUGGUGUUUUGAAGGAUAUAGUAGAAGUGAAGUACACCAAUAAUUUGAAAUUUGUAUUGUUCAAGUGUGAUUGGGUUGAAUAUAAUUUAGGAUUGAAACGUGAUGAGUUUAAUUUCACUUUGGUCAACUUUGCUCACUUAAUAUAUAGAGGAAUAGGAAAAUAGAUGAGCCAUUUAUUUUGGCAUCUCAAGCUCAACAAGCACGGUAUAUUCAAGAUCCCGUUGAUCCAGAUUGGCAUGUAGCUUUGAAGAUGACACCUCGAGCUGUAUUCAAUGUUGAUCCAGAGGUUGAUGAAUUAGAAAGCAUUGAGGAUGAGUUGAUUUCAUGUCAACAAAAUGAAUCAGAUAUUAACAAUGAAAGUAUAUCAUGGACUGGAGCAGAUGUUGAUAAUGUGAUAGUUGUUGAUGCUAUUUGUGAAGAUAAUGUUGAUAAGUUCAAUGAUGAAGAUGAUGAAGUUGAUUAUUUUUCUAGGGGAAAAUUGCACCUAAAUACACAAACUUUGCCAAAAAUCCAUAUUUGACGCGAAGUUAGGAUUUUACAUUUUAAUACACCAACUUUCGUUGUUGUCCAAAUUUGACACGACUUAAUUCUUAAAAUUUCAAAA
Molecule: messenger RNA, 3856 nt
Organism: Salvia miltiorrhiza (redroot sage)
Lineage: Eukaryota; Viridiplantae; Streptophyta; Magnoliopsida; Lamiales; Lamiaceae
Exons: 5
Coding region: 2535-3416 (293 amino acids)
Source: RefSeq, a predicted model, not a curated record